This is a messenger RNA of Labrus bergylta (ballan wrasse), 1250 nucleotides long. The record is from RefSeq and is a predicted model, not a curated record. Lineage: Eukaryota; Metazoa; Chordata; Actinopteri; Labriformes; Labridae.
AGAGAGAGAGAGCGAGAGAGACAGACAGAGAGACAGAGAGAAAGACAGAGAGAGAGAGAGAGCUGUGUGAAUGGACGAGGGACACAGAGCGAGGGAGGCGAAGAGACUCUGUUACCUAACUACACCCUGAAAACAACAACAGGCCGUCCUGCUGAAGGAUUAACUCCCUCAUCGUGCUAUCAUGACCCUCCCCUCGGUGGCGGUGCUCCCCCUGCUGGUCGUAGUGGCGGCGGGCGUUUACUACAUCUACAAUGAGGUCAUGCGGUACAUGUCCAAGUCUUUAGUGAAGAACAAAGUGGUGGUCAUCACUGAUGCCGUUUCUGGGGUCGGAACAGAGUGUGCCCAUCUCUUCCACAAGGGCGGGGCCAGACUCAUCCUGUGUGGGGCGAGCUGGGACAAACUGGAGUCUCUGUACGACUCUCUGACGAACGACGCCGACCCCAGAGAGACGUUUGCUCCGAAGCUGGUGAUCCUGGACUUCAGUGACAUGGACAGUGUGGAGGAGAUGGUGUCGGAGGUGGUGGAGUGUUACGGCUGUGUGGAUGUGCUGAUCUGUAACAGCAGCGUGAAGCUGAAGGCCCCCGUGCAGAGCGUUUCUCUGGAGCUCGACAGAAACAUCAUGGACAUCAACUACUUUGGACCCAGCUCUCUGGCUAAAGGUGUUCUUCCCACAAUGAUCUGCAGACGAUCGGGUCACAUCGUCCUCGUUACCAGCAUCCAUGGAAGACUGGCCGUGCCGUUCAGGAGCUCAUACACAGCCUCUAAGCAUGCGGCUCAGGCCUUCUUCGACUGUCUGCGGGCUGAGGUGGAGGAGUAUGGGAUCUUGGUGAGCACCGUCAGUCACACCUUCAUCAACACCUCCGAGCCGUUGCCCGUUAAAGAGUCCGCCCCCAAAGCCAACACGCUGUCUGCAUUCAUCGCCAGCCAGCUGACCCAUGGUGUGCGCCCGUCCAUCCUGGCCAAUGAGAUCAUGCAGACGGUAAACAGGAAGAAGAAGGAGGUGGUGCUGGCACACCCCGUCCCCCGGGUGGCGCUGCUGCUGCGCUCCUCCUCCCAUCCUUCCUCUUCGCCGUGCUCGCUGCUGGAGUGAAGGACUCGGAGCUGAACGAGCAGAUGCAGUAAAGACGCCAUCCAGAGGCGGAGCCUGCAGAGCCUGCAGAGCCGUCAGGCUUGAGUGGUCAUCAGGAGGAUGUUUGUUUGUAGAAAUGUAAUAAAAGUUUAAUUCCCAUGAAAUGAAGAUGUUCUUUAAA